Mycotypha africana is the source of this 237-nucleotide messenger RNA. RefSeq names its product PX domain-containing protein. The transcript has a single exon. The annotation marks the transcript as partial. Gene Ontology annotation, cellular component: endosome. Lineage: Eukaryota; Fungi; Mucoromycota; Mucoromycetes; Mucorales; Mycotyphaceae. The record is from RefSeq and is a predicted model, not a curated record. Gene Ontology annotation, molecular function: phosphatidylinositol binding.
AUUACCGUACGAAAACGCUACUCGGAUUUUGUCGAACUGAAAGAAUCGCUGAUGAAGGAAUACCCCACAUUAAGAAAAACUAUACCAAAUUUACCCCCAAAGAAAGUAGUAGGCAAAUUUACGCCGAGUUUUGUAGAGCAGAGAAGAAAAGAAUUAGAGUAUUUCUUCAAAUAUAUUGUAUUACAUCCAACUUUGGGUGGGAGUUCCAUUGUAAAGCAAUGGAUUAUAGCUCAUUAA